AUGAAGAAUUCAAUUCCUGUUAUAAUAACGUUACUAUGGUAUUCGUUUAUAGUAAACGCUUCGCAUUGUGGGUGCAAAAAUCUAAGUCCAUGUUAUGAAGAAAUGCUAAAUAGCCUUCUAGAUGUUGAUGAAGAUCCGUGUGUUGAGAAUGUAGCCAUAGGAGCGAGUACCAUAAUUGUAUAUUUGCAAGCUCUCAAGCAAUUUUGUGGACACGCUAUUAAAGUGGACGAGGAAAAUGCCACGUUUGAGGGUAGAACGCUUUAUGAAGUUGUGCUUAAUACCACAGACGAAGUGGAAAGACAGUCGAAACCUGUAAUCGUGAUAGAGGCUGGUCAGGAGGCUGGUUCUGGGCCUGUGAUGCUGGCUCUUUUUAUCAUAGAACAGAUCGUUGCGUGUGAAGAGUAUAGCGAAAUGAUGGAGAAGGUCACUUGGGUGAUUCUGCCUUGUACAAACCCAGAUGGACAGGAAUACCUCCGAUGUGGACAGGAGCCAUGGCACAAAAACCGGAAACCUCUACAGAAUAAGCUUACUUACGGCGUGGAUAUUAGUCGGAAUUUUGACGAUUCUUGGACCACUUGCCCAGUAUCAGAUAAUAUAUUCUCGUCAAAUUAUCCAGGACCUUCGGCCGCAUCCGAAAAUGAGACUCAAUUCAUAAGCAAUGUCUUAGCGAAAUAUAAACAAGACCUGAAAGCUUACAUAUCCAUUAGACGCGACGGGCAUUCCAUAUUAUACCCAUUUGCCAGUAAAGGUGUGACUAGAACAGACCUUGACAAAGCACAAAGUAUAGCAGGAGAAAUUGCAGGGAAAAUAAACCAGAGAGCUGGAAACAUACAAUGGUUUCUAAAUUCAAGUAUCUUUGAUAUGAAUGGCGAGGCGCGGUGUGGCCACAGUGUUGACUUUGCGUACAACAAACUCGGAAUACCAUACUCUUACGAAAUGCGUGUCUUUCCUGAUUCUACUACUCGCAUAAUGUCAAAGUUUCAGACAUUCCCUAAAGGUUACGAAACCUCCUUGCGAAAUGGCUAUUUUAGUGGUAUAAGGGAGCUCUAUAACAUAGUAGUCAACGAGAAAACAAGACGCGCUGGUUAUUAG
Messenger RNA from Pieris macdunnoughi, 1092 nucleotides. Lineage: Eukaryota; Metazoa; Arthropoda; Insecta; Lepidoptera; Pieridae. The record is from the annotation of a GenBank genome assembly.